AUGAAUGUAUGUUGCUUACUCGAUAAUUCUCAGGUUGCUUUUGGUGUGGACUUAGACCUGCUGAAGACUAGUACACCUUUCCCUAAAGCCAUCGAGACAUGUCUAAAGGGGAUGGUGUACAGUAUCGAAGACAUAUUUUUUCAGUUCAAUCCAAAGAACAGACCAUUCAUUAAAGAAGUGAGGGAAGCGUGCCGCCUGCUGCGCACAACUGGGGCUCAGUGGAUCCAUGAAAGAAAGACUGCCAUGGAAAAUGGCGAUGACGUUCCUAAGGACAUCCUCACACAAAUUAUCAAAUCUGCUGGCCAAGAGGACAGCAUGACUAAAGAAGAUGAGGAGUUCAUGUUGGACAACUUUGUGACAUUCUUCAUUGCUGGACAAGAGACAACAGCUAAUCAACUGGCUUUUUGCAUCAUGGAACUUGCAAGACAUCCUACUAUACUUGAGAAAGUGAGGCAAGAGGUGGAUGAUGUCAUCGGGUUGAAACUGGACAUAAGCUAUGACGACCUGGGUCAGCUGAUCUAUCUCUCACAGGUGCUAAAAGAGACUCUGAGGAUUUACCCGACAGCCCCAGGUACAUCUCGUGAGCUUCCUGAAGACAUGGUCAUCAGUGGUAUCCACAUACCCGGAGGAUGCAUAUGUAUUUUCAGCUCCUAUGCGACUGGCAGAAUGGAGAAAUUCUUCAAGGACCCACUGACAUUUGAUCCUGACAGAUUUCACCCAGAUGCUCCGAAGCCUUAUUACUGCUACUACCCCUUUUCCCUGGGUCCACGCUCCUGUCUGGGACAGAACUUUGCUCAGAUGGAAGCUAAGGUGGUGAUGGCCAAGCUGCUCCAGAGGUUUGACUUCACUCUUGUCCCGGGACAGACCUUUGACAUCCUGGACACUGGCACACUCAGGCCAAAGAGUGGAGUGGUGUGCACUGUCAGUCACAGGAAUGAUAAGAAAUAGAUGGUCAUACAGUACCAUAGCAUAAGAACAAACCAUAACUGUCCAUGUGGUGAAACUGGGUUGUUGAGUUGCUGAAACCAGCUAACCAGCUUACAGCAAAAAGUGCAUCAUAAGUUCUAUUUUUUUUAAAAUAAUAUUUCUUUAUUCUUUGUAAAUAAAAUAAUAUCAGAUUAAAUUCAGUGCCCAGUAUAUUCAGUUGAAAUGGUGAUUAUGGUAAUGAUGAUUAUUCCCUUUCUGGGUAAGUUACAGUAUCAUUCGCUCUUUAAUUUUGCUGAAAUAACCAUUUAAUUCUGUGUAAUUGCACUUUUAAUACCACUGAGGCAGUGAACCUUUUGUCCUUUUAAGGCUAAUAUAAAAUACAGAAUAUGCAAUUAAUAAUGAUUUUUACUGAUGCAAAAGUAAUUUUGUUACUUGAAUAUACUGAUGAUGAAUUACUAUCUGAUUUCACUCAGACUUUGCGUACUUUUGGCCAUUACUGACGGCGUACACAAGAGGGCGCUGUUACCUGACAAAGAAAUUUCUGCAGUACCUGUUAAACUAUAGUCUCUCAGUCAUGUCAGAGUGAUUUCGGGGGGUUGUUAUAAUUUUUGUAAUACAAGAUUGUUAAGAUGUAGUGGAAGCUGAUAUUAGUAUAUUGGGGUUAUUUUGCAUUUUGAAAGAACAGAAAUUAGGAAAAUUAUGGCUACAAAUGUUUCAGGAUAGAGAGUUGUUUAAUAAAUGUGUACUUGAAUGUAGUAAAAUAUUUUAUAAUAUC
Monopterus albus (swamp eel) is the source of this 1702-nucleotide messenger RNA. Its product is annotated as cholesterol 24-hydroxylase-like. The coding region runs from base 1 to 948 and encodes 315 amino acids. The record is from RefSeq and is a predicted model, not a curated record. The transcript is spliced from 9 exons. Gene Ontology annotation, molecular function: iron ion binding; heme binding; cholesterol 24-hydroxylase activity. Gene Ontology annotation, biological process: cholesterol catabolic process. Lineage: Eukaryota; Metazoa; Chordata; Actinopteri; Synbranchiformes; Synbranchidae.